AUGGCUCCCGCCGCCACAACGGACUACGAGGUCAAGGAUGGCGCCGCCCUGGAGGCGACCUCAGACGCCAUCGACGCCGUCAACGUGCUCAAGGACCAGGCCAAGCAGGACAUGGCCCAGAGGCUGGCCAACUACGACGACGAGUCCAAGUUCGACAGCGAGAAGGACAAGACCCAGUUCCGGGACUACGAGGCGGCGUGCGACCGGGUCAAGAACUUCUACCGGGAGCAGCACGAGAAGCAGACGGUGGCGUACAACCUGGCGGCGCGGCUGCGGUUCCACAGCGCGUCGCGGGUGCGGCCCGAGAUGACCAUCUGGCAGGCGAUGGAGAAGCUGGACACGCUCAUCGACGAGAGCGACCCGGACACGGAGCUGGGGCAGAUCAACCACCUGCUGCAGAGCGCCGAGGCGAUGCGGCGCGACGGCAAGCCGCGCUGGAUGCAGCUGACGGGGCUCAUCCACGACCUGGGCAAGCUGAUGCUCUUCUGGGAGGGCUUCACGCAGGGCCAGUGGGACUGCGUCGGCGACACGUUCCCCGUCGGGUGCCGCUUCGACGAGGGCUGCAUCUACCCGGACACCUUCAAGGGCAACCCGGACUACGACCACCCCGUCUACGGCACAAAGUUCGGCAUCUACUCGCCCGGCGUCGGCCUCGACAACGUCAUGCUCAGCUGGGGCCACGACGAGUACCUCUACCACGUCGUCAAGGACCAGAGCACCCUGCCCGACGAGGCCCUCGCCAUGAUCCGCUACCACAGCUUCUACCCCUGGCACAAGGAGGGCGCGUACCGCGAGCUCAUGAGCGAGAAGGACCAUGAGAUGCUGAAGGCCGUCAAGGCCUUCAACCCUUAUGACCUGUACUCCAAGAGCGACGGUAUCCCCAGCGUCGAGGAGCUCAAGCCAUACUACCUGGAGCUCAUUGAUGAGUACUUCCCACAGAAGGUCAUCAAGUGGUAG
Diaporthe citri is the source of this 957-nucleotide messenger RNA. RefSeq lists its product as uncharacterized. Gene Ontology annotation, cellular component: cytoplasm. Bases 1 to 957 code for a protein of 318 amino acids. The transcript is spliced from 2 exons. Gene Ontology annotation, molecular function: iron ion binding; inositol oxygenase activity. The record is from RefSeq and is a predicted model, not a curated record. NCBI's taxonomy places the organism in Eukaryota, Fungi, Ascomycota, Sordariomycetes, Diaporthales, Diaporthaceae. Gene Ontology annotation, biological process: inositol catabolic process.